Felis catus (domestic cat) is the source of this 7907-nucleotide messenger RNA. RefSeq lists its product as uncharacterized. The coding region runs from base 4541 to 5755 and encodes 404 amino acids. Lineage: Eukaryota; Metazoa; Chordata; Mammalia; Carnivora; Felidae. The record is from RefSeq and is a predicted model, not a curated record. The transcript has 2 exons.
CACAUGGCACAAGGUUUGGGGGUGUCCACGUGGCACAGGGUUUUGGGGUGUCCAUGUGGCACAGGGUUUGGCGGUGUCCACGUGGCACAGAGUUGGGGGGUAUCCACGUGGCACAGGGUUUGGUGGUGUCCACGUGGCACAAGGUUUGGGGGUAUCCAAUGGCACAAGGUUUGGGGGUGCCCACGUGGCACAGGGGGGUGCAGUUCACUCGCUGUCUUCUGUGCCUUGACUUCCCCUCUGCACCCCCAGUCCCCUCUGUCUCCCCCCAGGACCUCGUCAAGCCUUCCACGAGAACGGGGCUCUGUUUGUUCACUACUCUGUGCCUCUCGUCAUUUUAAGGCAAAGCACGUCCUUUGGUGUCCCAGAUGGGAAGCUGGCAGGUUUCCGGAACGUGCUGCUCUUUGCUUUGGGGUCCAGAACGACAGGCCGAGGGGCGUCUCGCCGGGGACGGCCUGUCCUGCACACUGUCCCCGCCAGUCCGCUCUCUGCCCGCCCUGCCCGUGUCCGAAGCGUGGAAACGCGUCACUCACUAACCUGGCCGCCUCGUCUGGGUGACGGUGAUGUCGGGUGCCGCACAGAGGUGAUUUGUCGGGCUCCGCGGGUGGAGGAGACGGUUGGAACAAGGGCACAAGAAAAUCUAUUGUGAAUUAAUAGCGACAGAUCCAGGCAGAUGGGGAAAGUGAAAAGCUAAUCAAAGUGCAGAUCAAGGAGGUGGAAAAUGAAGAUUGAGGAUAUGAAGCUCUCGCGGGCGUCCCGGUGGUUGCCGUCUGCAGCUCCCCGAUUGCCUUUUGCACGAUUUCGGUGGUGCCUUCUCAGUCGUUGAGACCCUUCCCGGGCCCUGUACCGCGUGGCUGGAAUGUGCUGUCAGUGGAGAGGCGGGCUGAUGAACUCAGACUCCCCGCCGUCCCCUGUAAACGCUGCGUCUUGGAGGACGGAGGGCGUCCUGAGCCACAGACGGGCGCUGGGGAAGCUGUCUGUGUCUCCCUCCGAAACCAGUGCCCGGCACGCGGAUGAAAGGAAUCUUGGCGUUCGUGGCAUAGCGUAAUAGAAACAGAGAUAGGUCGGCCUGAGUUCCUGCCCUAUUGGUGACUCUCCCUGGGUUACUGCAGAUGUCACCAGGAUUUACGUGCAAAAUGACCCACGUGCUGCUCUGUGCAGUGUGACGCCCCCGGGAGGCUACGCGACAAUCAGCCACCCACGCCCGUACCGCACGCCGUCUGGCCACCGCAGGCAGGCACAGAGGCCUUGAGGGCUGAGGGAGGAGCCGCCUGGAGGUCAUCGGGCAUCCACUGGGAGACCCUGCCCCCCAGGGCUGUAGCCGUGGCUGUGGCAGUGGCAGUGCACGGAGGCUUUACUGUGUGUCACCACCUCCAGUGGAUGCUGUGGGCGUCGAGGGGGUGCAGCCUGCGUGCUGCUCGCCAUCUGCUCCCGGGCGCACAGGACGGUCCCAGGCAGGAAUGACGUGGCGCAAAUGUCCACAGCUCUGGGCCGGGGGCCUUAUCCUGGGACGGCUGUCCACAGUGGCCGAGGGUCCGUCGCCAGAUGUGCUGAGGGUGCGAGUUUGGUUUGGGCGCCCAAAGACUGGCCUUUCCUGUGCGCUCCAGGCUCCUGCUCGACCCCAACUCUGGGUGAGCCUGCAUGCUCCCUCGGUCCCUGCCCGCGUGACCUGCUCACCAUGCCUGGGGUCCUUGGGCUUUGCUGCUCUGCUUCUGGAGGACAGGUCCCGUCACUGUCCCCACCCCCCCACCCCCCCAGGGGUCCUGGGGAGCCACUUCAGCCAGCCUCGGGUGUCCAGGCCACGGCUUGGAGCCAGUCCGCACGGCCAGCUCCGGGGAGCCACGCCAGUGGGCCCCAGGGACGCUGAUGUCGGGCCCUGCCGGUUGGCCAGGCGGCAGCCAGGCCCGAGAAGGCUCGGCCUCCGCUCACUCCGCGUCUCUUGGCACCCACAUGUAAAAUAAGAUGCAAUGGGUGAGCUGCUGAAUUUCAUACCACGGGCGUUCUCCCCAUUCAGGGAAGGGAGAGUGCUGUGCGCGGGAGUCUCCUGCCACAGCGUGUCCUGAGCCGGGCCCACCUUGAUGAGGACUGGCAGGGCAGGGGAGUGGGUGAGGCCCGGGGAGGCCGUCUGCAUGCGCCCCGGGUGCGCUGCCACAGAACACAGGCAGGCUGGCCGCGUGUGGUGCUCACAGGUCACACGCGGCCCCAAACCUCUCCGUUCUGCUGUUUAGGCUUCUGGACGCUUCUCACUGCUCACUCAUCAGACCAUCCUCUGAGGGGUCUGUGCUGACAAGCUCCCGCUGUGGCUGAAGCUGUCUGUCUCCCGUGGCUCUUUCCACUUUUCUCCACGGUUUUCGAAGUUACCUUAAUAUUUGCCUUUACUCUCAACAUGACUGUAUCUCCUUGGUAAGUGCCCAUUGCUCCUUGUAGAAAAUCAGAACUGUUCUUUUUUUGUUGCUUUCAAUGCUAUUUGCCCAAGAUAUGCCUGUAUUUCUCUUCUCCCUCUUUCUCUAACCGUAUUAAAUACACACACACACACACACACACACACAUUAUCCUCAUUGGGGCUUGAACCCACAAACUGUGAGGUCAUGACCGGAGCUGAAGUCAGAUGCUUAACUGGCUGUGCCACCCAGGCGCCCCCUCAUUGUACUUUUUUAAGGCUUGUAAACACCACACGGCUUGAAUUGUUUUAACAUGAUGUGCUUGAGAGCCUGCACCUUUUAAAAGGUAUAUUUAACUCAUUUAUAUUUAUUGGGUUACUCAUAUAAUUGGACUAAUCUGCCAACUUAUUUUGUUCUUUGUGGGUAUCGACCCCUCUCUUUGCUUCUGUUUUGUCCCUCUUUUCUUGCCGUUAGUCUUAUUGACGUGAUUUUCUUGAGAGGCACCCAUUUCAGUGACUGAGGACAGACGCGGCCCCCUCUUUGGAUUCUAGUUCUACCACUUACCAGCUAAGUGUUCUUGGACAAGCACCUCACCUCCAGGUGUCUUUGAUUUUCUCUCUGUAAAACGGGAUAAUAAUAGCCCUUUCUCACAGUGUUUGGGUGAAGAGUAAGUGAAUCAAUGUCUGUGAAGUGUCUGCGGAGAACUAUAUAAUCAUUAGCCUGUGUAUUCAGUUUGUCUCCCUCAAUUUGGUACAUUUUAUGUGUGUGUGUGUCUAUACGAAUAAAGAAUAUUUAUCACUCUUGCAUUUUAGCAUAUUUUUUAUGAUGAAGUCUGAGGUUAUUCAGUGUGUCUGUCCUCUUCCCGAAUGUGACCAGGGUGUCAGCACCUCUUAACUUCCUUCCAGGCCCGCCCCUCACAGCCCCCAUGCUCUGGAAGGUGCUGCUCUGGAGCGGCCGGCUUUGACCUGUGGGGCGUGUAGGUCUUCUGUCUCUGGGAUCUGUCUCACAGAUGGUCCAGCAAGAUUUGUGGAAGAUUCCUAUCUCUUAGCUUGUAGAAUAUUACCCCUCCACAUCAUUUCUGUCCUCCUGCCCAUCCUGGUGGGUGAGUGCUGGACAGACGGGCAUUUAGACGGAACUGUCAGCGGGCACCCUUUCUCCCUGGGCCCCCAUCACCACCAAGGUGGCAGGCUGGUCCGGGGCCGCUGGUUCACACCCUGAACAAGGGGAUGCGAGGUGCUGCUGCCGGGCUGGGCCUCCUGGGGGGCAGCCAGGGGCUGUGGCAGCACAGAAUGCUUGUCAUUUACUGAGCUCGCAAAACCCCAAUCCCAAAGACAAGCGGCUUCCCCUGAUGCCGCUGAGUGAGGACGAGCGAGGACAGGGAAGGGGCCCCGGUGCAGCAGGAAUAACGUCUGGCUCUUUACCUGAAAUCACUUCUGAGUUCUGCAACCACCUUCGCAAAAAAGGGGAAAAAAUUAAAUAGGUCCCAGGAGUGGGUUUUUAACUUUAAUUUUUUUAAGAAUAUAAUUUUAUAUUAGGUUCAUUAUUUUACUUGACUUGACUUGAUUAUUGUUUUCAUCCAGAAACCCAGCUCCAAGCUAAGAUAAAUUUCAACUAAACACUGGAAUAGAAUCCAAUUUAGAUGUUCCACUAAUUCAGGAAACCUAAUUAACUCGGUUCUGCCGUUUGGGUCCGUUUGCCGGGAUGUGAUGUUUCUGUUUGGUAAGCAGAUAAGGAGAUAAAUGGGUCACUGUAUUUAUGACUGCUCAUUAUUCCUUUAAUAUCCACACCGGAGAGUGCGCGUUCUGAUCACAAUUAAAAUGCUUUUAUACCAUUUUAGCAGUAAUUGAGCGAACCCGGCAAUUUGUACUUUGAUUCUCUCAGUUAAGUAAUUGACGAUCACAAGCCAUCAUUGGUUAAUAACACGUUCAAUCACUCGCGUUCUGCUGUGUAUUUAAAAAUAGCUCAGGAGUGCACUGCUAUUCUGCGUGGACAGGGGGGCACCUGUGCACUAACGGUGGCUUCUGGGGGCCACUGCCCGGAGUUCCAGGGAGUGAAGUCUGGCAUGGUCUCCAGGCGGCUGCCGGCAUCACCGCGGAUAAUGCAGCCCCAGGAGUCGCGGCCAUUCCCAAUACCUCCUGAUACGAGCCAACAGGAUAAGCAGGAUGCGGGCAGAGCCCCCCGCAGGUCUGUGGCCAGCCUGCAGCCCGACUGUGGGGCCCAGCUCAGAGAUCGUGGGUGUGCAGACACUUCUACCAGGAGCUCGCCUUCAGGCAAAGGGCGCGCCCCAGAGAGAGCCCGGCCGGGGCUGGAGGGGUGGGGGGGGGUCUGUCCAACUGGCUUCUGGCGUCCUGAGCCUGAACAGCAGCCGCCCCGGAGGGGUCCGCCUGGGGUGCAGGGUGGAGGCACUCUCCUCACUCCCGUGGGUGGGAGGUCCCCAAAAUGCACCUGAACAGGUAGGAUUCCCAGAGGCACGGGGAGCAGACGGCACCCUCACAAGUCAUGUUCCCAGGGUCCAGCUGGGGCCUAGAGAGCCAGCCUGUCCUGGGCAAGGGCACUGGGGGUCCUGCAGGAGGCAGCAGUGGCCACAGGGGGACCCUGUGCCGGGUCCCAGCUGCCCAGCACAGCCUGAGGGACCUGAGGCCAGAGCGCAAAUCCAGAUUUGGGUGGAGACAUCCUGGUGGAAGGCAGAGGGCAGGGGAGGUAUGGAGCCCGUCCACCCACACCCGGCUCUGCCCACUCGGGACCCCGAGCCCCUUCAGGGAGCUGCUGAUCACGGAGCCUGGGGUGCGCUGGGCCGUGUUCCGGAUGUAAUCGUGACCCUGCAGUCGGCGGAGGGAGGCAGGUGCCCCGCGAGGAAGGAUCUGACUCUAGCCCUACAGGAGUGCGAUCACGGAAAUGCCCUGGCCUCUCUCGUGUCCUCUGCUCAAACCCCAAAACAGCUGGCUUGUGGGGAGUUGCUGGCCGCAGCCCCCGUCUCCCCCGGGGCUCGGUGGCACUUUGGGUCGGGUCCGGGCAUGAUGCCUGAGAAAGGGCUCUCGGCUGGGGAACCAGGGGAACCAGGGGAAGAACGUCUGGGGUUAGAGCUUGGCUCGAUGCUGGGGCCUGGUGACCUGGAGACCCCUUUAGCUGCGGGCUCGGCUACCCCAGGCCUGUCUUCUGUUCCCUUCUCUCCUCCUGCCGGGCCCUCUGUGGUGACGGUGAUGCUGUUGUGUGCUAAUGAGGCCUUACUGGUGUCGUUCACAGAGACUCUGCAGCUUCUGGGUGCAGGGGCUCGGUGUGAUCGUCUGUCAGGGACGGAGGGGGAAGGAGAGACAGGCAGUGAACGGAGCCCAAGAAACAGCCGCCGGGUGGCUGGCGGGGAGCUGGCGGGAGGUUAGCGCCGCUGAGGGUGGGCGGGCUGGCACGGAGCUGCCCUGGGGAGGGGCCGCUUCCUGCCCACGAGAGCCUCAUAGACUCUGUCGGCCCCCAGGAGACCAGGCCUGGCCUUGGACAGUUAGGAGGGGUUCCCAGCAGUCCUAAAGAUCAUGUCCGGCUGACGCCGGUCAGAACCCCGCACAGCAGGAGGAGGAAGUGCCUACGUCCCAGACGGCAGACGGCAGCUGGGUCUGCCCGACCAAGCCACCCCGGGUGUGUAACGAGCCGUCCCCGCACCUGCCGUUGUGUCCUGUGGUCCUGGCUGGCCUGGCCGGGCUGUGUGCCCUGCAGGUUGGGGGCUGGGCCUCCGUCCUCCACCGAGGGGGCCCCAGCAGGCGAGCCCGGUGCCGCCCCUGUGCACCUGCCGUGUGGCGCCCAGAACAGCCUGCAGUAGCCCGUGGGGCCGGCUGUCCCUGAGUCUCUGCGGGAGCCCAGUGAGUCGAGGACAGUCCAGCGCAGGGGCGAGUCCAACGCAGGGGAGAGGUUCUGCUUCUUGCUGGGCGCUGCCCCCAGGUCACCGGGCAUUGGGAGGCGUGAGUGGGGGGAGGAAGCCCCCAGCCCUGCUCUGCGGGGUCUGGGAUUCCCUCCUGUGACCGCCUCGUGGCCGUGAGGCCCGGGGAAGACCUCAGCCCCACCCCCCCCGCAUCAGCUUCCCCGAAUGUAGACGGAUAGGAACACAGCCUCGUGCAGAUUAGCCCAGGUGACUAUGUGGGAUUCUUGGCUUCUCGCCUGGCACUCGGGAAUAAUGAAUAAUCCCUCUUUUUGUUGGCGUUGGUCUGAAAAGCUCACACUGUCCAUUAUCAAGAAGGAAUUUGGCAAAUUGUGUUAAACAUCGAGUAUCCUUGGUCUGUAUAAAGUCGAUGCACUUUUUUUUUGGUAAAGAUGUAACUCGGAAAAAUAAAUAGGCAGGAACAGCCGCUGGGCGUGUGUAAGUCGGGAGUUGCUCUUUUAAUGGUGGCGUCGGCGUCGGUCGGGGUGGCCGGACUGGUGGCACCGGCUGCCCCGAGGGCAGAACUCUGUGCGGGCGGCUUGCGGGGGCCACCCCCCCGGGCUCCUGAGGUCGGGGCCACAUGUCCGUCCCCCAGUCUCCGCCGCUACCCUUCAGGAACGUGGCUUCCGGACACGUGUCUCUUCCCAGCUGGAGCACCUCCCUCUCCCUGGGAAGCCGCCACGGCCCGGCCGGGACGCUCGGCACCUGGUCAAUGGAGGGUUUUCUCCUGUCCUCAGCGCUGUGGGAGGAGAGAGUGCCCCCUCCUGCCCGACCAGGCCCAGUCCCCGGAUGCUCCUCGGGCUCUGUCAGCCAUGGAGAUGCCCCGAGAGCUCUGUUUCCAGACCCACCAGCGAGGCCCGGUGCCCCCAGGACCACAUCCUUCGCGGCAGGAUGGGUUUUCAGGGUGCCGUGAGUCCUGACCUGCCCUCACUCAGCGACGUCUUCUGGCCGAAGUGUGCUUGCCCGGCUCUGCUUUGUAGGAAGCAGCCCUGACCCUCCGGUGGACCCCCUUCCAGGCCACGGCCGGUGUAGCCAACAGUGGACAGAAGUCAUUCAGAGAAGGACCAGAGGCUCCAAGAAAGGUCAGGGCAGAGAUGGUCAAAGGGAAAUAGAAAAGUCCACAUUGAGCCCAGUGACCCAGCAAGAGUGAGAGAAAAAACCCCGCUCCAGAGCGUGUCCGGGCCCCUGUGCCUUGUACGCGAUGGUUUCGAGCCUUCACGCCACGGAGGUUCCCACAUUACCCAGGUUUUUACAGACAAGGAAACGAUGCACAAUGUGCGUUUAGUCUUUCAGACGCCGCGCGGCUCGUGCGGGGCCUCAAGGUGGGUGGUGCUCGUGGUGGGAGUCAGGCCUCGCUGAGGGCCACGAGGUGGCGUGGGCGGAGCCCCGUGGUGAGCGGGUCCUGGGGCGCGACCCGCCCGGGGUGUGGGUCGCAGCAGGACGGCGGCCCGGACCCGCGGGGGGAGGGCCACGCGGCUUUACUCUCCAGUGUCUUUCACGCGUGGCUUUCCGUUACUCUGUUUUCUUCAUGUGGCACGUGUCGCUCUUGAAAUUCGUGAGCCGUCAUCGUAGUUUUCAGGAGCACCACCGCUAGCGGCUGGGAGGAGGUGGGAGUAGAAUUGGCG